This is a messenger RNA of Rhinolophus ferrumequinum (greater horseshoe bat), 1850 nucleotides long. RefSeq names its product protein phosphatase, Mg2+/Mn2+ dependent 1M (gene PPM1M). NCBI's taxonomy places the organism in Eukaryota, Metazoa, Chordata, Mammalia, Chiroptera, Rhinolophidae. The record is from RefSeq and is a predicted model, not a curated record. Gene Ontology annotation, biological process: protein dephosphorylation. The transcript is spliced from 10 exons. Gene Ontology annotation, molecular function: protein serine/threonine phosphatase activity. Bases 45 to 1430 code for a protein of 461 amino acids.
CCCGCCCGCCCAGCGCCCUGCAGGCAACCCCCUGCCGCCGCGCCAUGUCCACCGGCUGGUUCCGGCGUCGCUUCCUGCCGGGAGGUCCGCUGCCCGGGCCGCGGCCACCGAGGCCGCGUACCAGCCCCCUGCCCUACCGGCGGCCCCGCUUCCUGCGCGGCUCGGGCUCCUGCUCCAGCACAGCCGACACCCCGCGCCGCCCGGAGGCCCGGCCAGUGCGCUGCCCAGCGCGGGGCCGCGCGCUGCCCUGGAAUGCAGGCUACGCAGAGAUCAUCAAUGCAGAGAAAUCUGAGUUCAAUGAGGAUCAAGCUGCCUGUGGGAAGCUAUGCAUCCGGAGAUUUGAGUUUGGGGUUGAAGAGGACCAGGAGUGGCUGAACUUGUGCCCAGAGGAGUUCCUGACAGGUCAUUAUUGGGCACUGUUUGAUGGGCACGGUGGUCCAGCUGCAGCCAUCCUGGCUGCCAACACCCUGCACUCCUGCCUGCGCCAGCAACUGGAAGCCAUAGUAGAAGGCAUGGUGGCCACUCAGCCCCCCAUGCACCUCAGUGGUCACUGUGUCUGCCCCAGUGACCCCCAAUUUGUGGAGGAAAAGGGCAUUAGGACGGAAGACUUGGUGAUUGGUGCUCUGGAGAGUGCCUUCCAGGAAUGUGAUGAGGUGAUCGGGCGGGAGCUGGAGGCCUCAGGCCAAGUGGGCGGCUGCACAGCCCUGGUGGCUGUGUCCCUGCAGGGAAAGCUGUAUGUGGCCAAUGCCGGAGAUAGCAGGGCCAUCUUGGUGCGGAGAGAUGAGGUGCGGCCCCUGAGCUCUGAGUUCACCCCAGAGACUGAGCGGCAGCGGAUCCAGCAGCUGGCCUUUGUCUAUCCCGAGCUUCUGGCUGGUGAGUUCACCCGACUGGAGUUCCCUCGGCGACUGAAGGGGGAUGACUUGGGGCAGAAGGUUUUGUUCAGGGAUCACCACAUGAGCGGCUGGAGCUACAAGCGUGUGGAGAAGUCGGAUCUCAAGUACCCACUGAUCCAGGGACAGGGUAGGCAGGCUCGGUUAUUGGGAACACUGGCCGUCUCCCGGGGCCUGGGAGACCAUCAGCUCAGAGUCCUGGACACAAACAUUCAGCUCAAGCCCUUCUUGCUCUCUGUCCCAGAGGUGACAGUGCUGGAUGUGGACCAGCUGGAGCUGCAAGAGGAUGAUGUGAUUGUCAUGGCAACUGAUGGUCUCUGGGACGUCCUGUCCAAUGAGCAGGUGGCACAGCUGGUACGGAGCUUCCUCCCUGGUAAUCGAGAGGACCCACACAGGUUCUCGGAGCUGGCCCAAAUGCUGAUACACAGCACACAGGGGAAGGACGACGGUCCCACAGGGGAAGGACAGGUAUCCUACGAUGACAUCUCUGUGUUCGUGAUUCCCUUGUACAGCCAGCGCCAAGGGAGCAGUAACCACUGAGGACUCAGAUACCACAUCCCAGAACCACUCAGGGCCAAGUGCAGUCUGGGCAUCCCUCCACCGUAGUCAACAGCAGGCCUGCCUGCCCUGGCCCCAGACACAGCCCAGGGUUCAUACCACCCCACCCUACCCCAACCCAUUUCAAGGGGCGCAUUGAUAGCAGGCAAUCAGAAGUUCAGAGCGUGGGGAACCCUGCUCCCCAGGUCCCCCGUGGCAGGCAGGGAAAGAGUGCUAAGUCAUUAACAUUCCUCUGGCCGAGGCACUGUACCUAGGACACCCACGUGAGGAUCCUUGACAGCCCCAAUAUAUUAUUCCCAGACAGGGGCGGCUGGACUAAGUGAAUUGGCCAAGGGUGCCGGGAGGGGCAGAUAGCCUGUGUUUGGACCCAAGUCUCCCAUCCUUGUCAGGGUAUCUACUCAA